ACAAGUCGAGUCUUGUUACCGACGUCACGGCAGUUCACAGCAGCGAUUGGUUGGAUUGCGACGAGUUUCGGCAUGUCGGUUUUCGCCGGUAUAAAAUGUGGAAGGAUUGGGAUCGGGUAAACCAACACGUUAUACGCAGAAGAUAGUCUAGUCUUACUUUGACUAAUUUACGUGUUUCACAGCUGAAGCAACAUGCCACCUAAAAGAAAAGCACCAGCGGCCAAGACCAAAGCUGGGGGCAAAAAGGCUAAAAAGACUGUGCCCGAGGAGCCGUCUGUGUCAACGACGAAGGAUGCCAUCACAAAACUGAAGACUCAGUCUAACAAGAAAUCCACACACAAACCAGACAAGGUUUGUCCCGUGGCUGCAAGCACUGAGGUCUACGACGAUUAUGACUGCAUGCUGAAUCAGACGAACAUCGGCCACAACAACAACAAGUACUACGUGAUCCAAGUGUUGAAACAUCCGACAGCGGCACAGUACUAUUCCUGGAACCGAUGGGGAAGAGUGGGUGAGAAAGGAAGUAACAGCUUAAAGGGACCCUUUAAAGAUGCGGAUGCCGCCAUCAAAGACUUUGAGAAGAAGUUCAAAGAUAAAACUAGGAACAGUUGGUCAGAACGAGACAAAUUUACUCCCAUGGCUGGCAAGUACACCCUCAUUGAGAUGGCCGAUGAGGAAGAGGACGAGGUCGAUGCUCCUAAGGUAGAUAUUUCUGGAAAGAAAGUAGUACCCAGCAAGCUAGACAAAACAACUCAACAGCUUAUUAGUCUGAUCUUUGACCACGACAUGUUCAAUUCUACCAUGAAGAGCUUUGACAUUGAUGUCAAGAAAAUGCCACUGGGAAAACUCAGCAAGAUUCAGAUUGCUAAGGGGUUUGAGGUCUUGGAAAAAAUCGAAGACGAACUGAAGAAAUCCAAGCCUAACAAUAAGACCUUAAUGGAGUUGUCCUCAAAGUUCUACACAGUUAUUCCCCAUGAUUUUGGACGCAUGGUCCCUCCAGUAAUUAAUACUUCCGAAAGCCUUCAGAAGAAGAUGGACAUGUUGGCAGUUCUUGGAGAUAUUGAAAUUGCUACAAGUUUGGAGAAGGACCAAGAAAAAGCCAUUGCCGCUGGGGUUAAAGAUGAGAUGGUGCCAAAUCCACUGGAUAUCAACUACAAACUGCUGAUGUGUGGGUUGGAACUUGUUAAUCCAAAAUCAAAGGAAUUUCAGAUCAUCUCGAAGUACACUGAUAACACCAUAGGUUAUCGGAAAGUGAAAAUUAGACACGUGUGGAAAGUCAACCGUGAUGGAGAGGAUAAGAAGUUCAAGGCACAUGAUAAAAUACCUGAUCGAAAGCUGUUGUGGCAUGGUACAUCAGUGGCUGUAGUGGCAGCUAUUUUGAAGAGUGGAUUGCGUAUUAUGCCUCACAGUGGCGGCAGAGUGGGAAAAGGGAUAUACUUUGCUUCUGAAAAUGGGAAGUCUGCUGGUUAUGUGGGUGUGGUGAAUAAAACUGGAAUCAUGUUUCUCAAUGAAGUGGUGCUGGGUAAAGAAAAGCACAUCACAAUGGAUGAUAGCUCCCUUACUGCAGCACCAAAAGGCUAUGACUGUGUUGUCGCCAAGGGAAUACAAGAACCAGAUCCCAAGCAGGACACUGCUAUAACAAUAGAUGGCAAGAAGGUAGUAGUCCCACAAGGCAAGCCUGUUAAACAGUCUGCAUUCUCAGGCAGUCAUUUUUCACAGAGCGAGUACCUCAUCUAUAAAGAAAAUCAGAACCGGAUCCGGUAUUUGCUUCUGAUGGAUUUUGCUUACUAAUACAAUGAAAAGCAGAACUGGAUCCACUAUCAUUCUACUCUACUGCAGAUGGACUUCUCACACUACACUACAUGCACAGAGAGUGAUAUCGGCAUCAGGAUCUGGAUCUCGUGUCUACCACAGAUGGAUUGCUCACAUUUUAGUACAAAGAACACAACUUGGCACAGAUUUUCAAAGCUGUCUUAGCACUAUGAUAUUGUGAACCUGUUGUAGGCCACAGCAUGCAUCGUUGUGACAUCAUAGCUUACAACUGGUUUAUGAUACUGUUGCUCGAAAAUAGCUUCAAAAAAUCUCUAGCUAGAGGUUUAAUUCAGUAAAUUCUCAUAAAUUUACAAUCUCGCAGUGCAAUUCAAAAAAGAAUUGUAAGGACGAUGCAAAGUUGUUUAAGCGAGCCUAAGGGAGCUUUGUGAAUUAGGCCCCAGAGAUUUGGAUCUGGAUGUGGAUCCAAUAUUAACUACAGUUGGUUUCUCAUUUUUUAUUACUAGAAAGAAACCCAGGGAUUGUGUUUCUAAAACUUGAGAUUUUGCAAAGUGUCCAGAUUUUAAGGGUUGAAGUAUAUAAAAACCUGUUUUGUUUUUCUCUUAAAUGCAUGUGUUUAAGCAUUGUAAAUAUAUGUAGUUACAUGCAUGUAAGCAAAAAUUUGGCCCUAAAUAUGUAUUAUUUGUAUGGGUGAUACUUUAUGAAUGUCUUGAGUCUUAGACUUGAAGGUUCUGUAAGCAUGGAUAUAAGUUAAAAAUGAAAUGGCAUUCCUAAAAGCCAUCUUUUUGUGAGUCUACUCACAUAUUUCCAAUUCAGUGAAAGCUAUUUUCAUUCAUUUUUAAAAUAUGAAAUUGUUUUUAACCUAACAAAACGUUGUUUUUAAUAUUUGUUUUUAUUUGUUUUACAAAUUUGUUACUUAUGACAUCAUUAAUAUGUCCAUAUAUAUAUAUAUAUAUGUGGUUGUAUUUAUGUUUUGGUUAGGUCAAAAGUAUAUGUAUGACUGUUACAUUAUUUGUAAUGUUUUCUGGUGUUUAUUGUUGAUAUUUAAUUGGUUAAAAAGAAUCUAAAGAUAGGAGUUAUUUCUAUAAUGAACAAAGAAACCUCAAACAAAACCAAAUGGUUAUUUUAAUGCUUGUAAUGGUUGAAAAUUUAAAAAUAGUUUAUGAACUUGUUACUUUUUUAUGUUUUAAAAAUUAUUUAUUUAUCUUUGGUGCAUUUGGAGAGAUACUGUUUUCCAUGAUACUGUUAAACAUUGUGAAUGUUAGUUGGUUUUUGUUUUUGUUUGUUUUAUUAAGUUUACUGUAAAUAUUUUGAUUUGUUUUAAGCAUUUUAAGAGUUUUAUGCUAAUUAUAAAACCUUUUUUUCUGUGAAAUUGCUGGCUUUCAAGGGUAAAAUAGUUUCAUAAAUAUUCAAGAAUAUACAUUUUUAUUAUUUUAAAUUUACUGUAGAAAUCUAUUUUCUGAGUUUAUUAUUUUUUUAUUAGGAUAUUGUAGUUUACUGAUCUGAAAACAAUUAAAUGUACAAAACAUGGAUGUAGGGAUAUAAAGUGAGUUAUGAAACACUGCAGGUUUUUGUCAUUCUCGUAAUCAGUAAUAAAGGCUUGAAUAUAGGGGUAAGGAUUUCUCAUUGGUAUUUUCAUUGUAAUGCGUGUUUUCAUUAUUUUGAUUUAUGUUCUUCUCACUGGCAUUGUUCAUAUUCCACACCAGUGUUUUUACCAUUUAGAAUCUUAAUAUUCAUUCCUGUUGUUCAGCCAUGACUGUACUGUGUGUUGUUAUCAUUUAGUUUGUGUAACUGUCAUUUGUUUACUGUUUAGAUUACAGCAUAGAGUGAGCAGCUGUAUUUGUGCUUUGGGAUUUCUCAUAACUUCACAAUACCUCACACAAGUGUAUAGUUAUAUAAUAAUAUGUAGGUUUAUCUUCAGUAGAUUUGUUUUGAUUAUUUCACACUAUAUGGAAUUCACAAUACCAUGUUUUACACAAUUGUGUUACUCUGUUUUCUGUACAGAUGUGUUUCUGUAUCUUGUACUAUCAAACUGUUUUACUAUCUGUUGUUGUAUUUUUUCUGUAGAAUUGUCUAUAAAACUGUGUUGCUAUAUAUGAUCUAUAGAAUUGUUACAAUACUAGGUAUCUAUUCUUUAGAACUGUUACUAUAUAUAUAUAUUUUCUGUAGAAUUGUUACAAUAAUAGGUAUCUAUUCUUUAGAACUGUUGCUAUAUAUACUCUGUAGAAUUGUUAUGGUAUGUUAGUGUAUUUGUAGAAUUGUGUUACAUUAUGUGUUCUGUAAAACUGUCACUGUGUUUGUUCUCUAGAACUGUGUUAGUGUUGAUAAUGGAUCAUCAUAUAUUGUGUUCAGUGUUUUCAUGCUAUUGUGGUAUUAAAACUUACUUUGCAAUUGAACUUUCAAAAAUAGUUUCCUCCAUAGCGUUUACUCACUUGUAGGAUAUUUGUGCUGAAAACAUAGCACUAAUAGCAAGUUUGAGAUCUACUCAGUAACUCACUUCAAAGAAUUACCUGAUGUACAUUAGUUUCGAACUGAAUGUCUGCCAGCACGUUUUCUUAACUAAGGUUAAUUGGUCUUCCAUGUUUGUGGAAUACCCGGUUAGUUGGUUAGUUAAGGUUGCAGGCUAUCAAAUUGCAGUUCGAAUCGGUGCAGUAGGUUCAAAUCAUGCCAAUUGACACUUAGUGUUUUUAAAUAUUACUGGUAUAGCACUUUAUUAUAUGGGACAAUAAUUGGCCUAAAGACAUUUAAAGUAAUCAGAUUAUUGUUAUGUAUUCUCAUUACUGGUAAUAGUAAUCAAAAUUUUAAAAUUACAAUACUUUAAAGGUCAAGAUUAGUAUUUUACAUCAAAAUUAGAGCAAGUUUUGCACCAAACCCC
Gigantopelta aegis is the source of this 4645-nucleotide messenger RNA. Its product is annotated as protein mono-ADP-ribosyltransferase PARP3-like. Gene Ontology annotation, molecular function: NAD+ poly-ADP-ribosyltransferase activity. The transcript has 11 exons. Gene Ontology annotation, cellular component: site of double-strand break. The coding region runs from base 193 to 1791 and encodes 532 amino acids. Lineage: Eukaryota; Metazoa; Mollusca; Gastropoda; Neomphalida; Peltospiridae. The record is from RefSeq and is a predicted model, not a curated record.